GUAUGUAUAUGUAGUGAACGAGAGGAUAGAACACAGCCAGCCCAGCAACACGACUAUUACAAGGCCCGGAAGGUUAACCUCAUUAUAUAUAGAGUAAUUGUUAUUUUAGUACUUGUACUAUGGGCUAAUUAUAAUUUUGGUACCUAUUCUUUAUUUAUUGCGAAAAUACAACCUCAUUUGAAGUCUCCAACAAUUUCCAUGAAUCUCGGCAGCUCUCCCUCACGACUCUCCACUCCAAUUAGUCUACCGUACCCCUAUUUAAGAAUCUCAAGAAAUUCAGCCGCCUCUCAACUAUUUUCCCAAUUUGCAGUACCAUUCGAAAAUUUAUCCAAAAUCCCACCUUCUCUCUCUCACGGCCAUCAGCAGAUUUCCGGCGGCAAAUAGAACUAAGCAGCGCCGGCGAUCCUGAGAAGCCGCACCCGACCGAGCAUCACCAGACGUCCGACGACGAGGGCGGCCUUCUUUGACAACCAGAUCAGCGGCGAAGCGUUUUCCGGCAAGGAAUCGAGCAGUAGACUUCCCGACGACCUUGAGUAGCAGCUUUCCGGCGAAGAGGCCAGAACCAAUCCGACGGGACUGUGACCUUCGCGGCGAGCCGAGGCUACCAGAUUGCCGGCGGACGAGAGCAGGCUGAGAGCGAGUUUCCGGCGAGUACCGAGCAGAUCAAGUGACACCCGGGAGGAGAGCUGCAGCAAGUCGAGCUUUUUCGAGCGCAUCGUAGCCCCAGUUUCUUCCUUCUUUUUAUUAACCGAGAAAGAUUUUGAGGAGUCGAAUCUCGAGAGCUGUUCCGAGUGACAUCAGCUACUCUUCAUCUGCACUUUUUCCUCACUUCAUCGGUUAUCAGAUUAUCGAGCUGGCGGCGGACACGAGCGGACGGGCGUGGUCUACUUUAGUUAUGAUUUUAUAUUUUUGCAAACUCUGAUGUAACUUAAAAUUCAAUUUCGAUGUAUAAAUUACGGUUUGAUUAAUCGUAACACGUUAUUUUGAAAAUGUUUAUUUUUGUCUUGACAGAAAGAAUAUUUUUCAAGUAAUAUUCGUUUAGUUUAAACUGGAAAAAUGAAUAUUUCUUUUUAAGUUAGAAAAUUUUCUUAAAAACCAAUAUUCCUUAUUUAUAAAUAAUGGGGCGUGACAGUUUCUAUGAGGUACAGGCUCCUGAAUGAGAAAGCCCUCUCGGCGGUCCGGCGAAAACCGAGGGCAAAGAUCCACCCGCCGCCGCCAUCCCGGGUCGUAAUCCGAGUAACGAAUCACAUAUCUCAUUUGGGCCACCCGAAAGAGGGCCCGAAACCCUGCCAGCUGCUGUCUUUGCCCCCGUUCCCGGGCCACCAUCUGCCCGGAAGGAAAUCAGCCUCCACCCAACACGUCACCGCCAUUAGCUGGCUCAAGUAUUAUUUUGACGACAUCCCUCCUCCCGCCAUUCAGAAUCAUUUCAAUAAAGGCCUUGUACAGAUGGAAUGUUACCAAGGUCGAUCCGCUUCCAUGAGGAAGAUUCAAAUUGCUUCUCCUUACAUCUGUAACAGUUAUGUGCAGAUUAAUCCUAGUGAUGUCAUGGAGGAGGGUGACCGAGUUUAUGUCCCGGUAUCUGUUGCUGAAAGUAAAAUUUCAAAGAGGUUUGAUGUUAUCCCGAGUGGAACACUGAACCCAAAUGCAGAUGAAAUUGAGUACUUAAGAAGGCUCGACUCUGCUAUACUUGUACUGAAUAAACCUCCCAAACUGCCAGUAAAAGGUAGUGUGGCAGUUCACAACAGCAUGGAUGCAUUGGCAGCUGCUGCAUUAUCAUAUGAUUACGAAGAGGGUCCGAAGUUGGUGCAUCGUCUUGACAGAGAGAGUAGUGGGCUCCUCCUAAUGGGAAGAACUAAAGAGAGCAUUUCCUACCUCCAUUGGUUGUUCAGUGAUGUGAGAAAGGCGAAACCCUUGUCUAAGGAUUGGAAUGAUGCUUGUAAGGCAAUGUACCAAAAGUAUUGGGCACUGGUCAUUGGUGUACCCAAGCAAAAAGAAGGCACAAUUUGUGCCCCACUCACAAAGGUCCUUCUUGAUGAUGGGGAAACCGAAAGGGUCAUUCUAUCUCAUAAUUCAGGCUUGGAAGCUUCCCAAGAGGCAAUAACCGAGUAUCGUGUGCUUGGCCCUACUAUCAAUGGAUGUUCGUGGAUCGAAUUGCAUCCCCUCACGAAACAUAAACAUCAGCUUCGAGUUCAUUGUGCUGAGGCUCUUGGUACCCCAAUAGUGGGGGACCACAAAUAUGGGUGGUUUGUCCAUAAUCGAUGGAAACAAAUGCCGAGAGUCGAUUUUGAGCCAACGAGUGGGAAGCCUUACAGAUUAAAGAGGCCUGAGGGUUUGGAUGUUCAGAAAGGCAGUGUGUUGUCUAAAGUUCCCCUUUUGCAUUUGCAUUGCCGGGAGAUGGUACUGCCGAAUGUGGCCAAGUUUAUCGAGCUCCACCACAUGCAACGCCAUGCGGGUCCCGUGUGUGAUUCGAGACAGGAUGUGCUACGUUUCGUGGCCUCAAUGCCUUCUCACAUGAAAAUCAGUUGGAAUCUCAUGUCCUCCUACUUGGUGUAAAUAAUUGUGUGCUCCAGUUUCAUGGAUUGGAUUUUUGGUGACAAUACAUGAGAUUAGUGUAUGUUUGCCUGUUUGCUAAUAGGUUUUGUUAUUUGCUCGACUUUCGUUCUCUCUAAACUGAACUGAGCUUCUUUAUAUAUAUAUAGAGAUAGAGAUGGGAUCAUAUGAUAAUAGGGCAUAAUAAAAGAAAUGAGAAUGAGUCCAAAUUGAUGGGUGAGAUAAAGCUGACCAGCAUUAACCACACGGUGGCAAUUUUGUAAUUAUGUAAUAAAUUUUCGUCUGCUGGUAAACUUUGGUAAACUUUGAGGGUAGUGGUGUAAUUUCACUUCACCAACUAACAACCCAAUCUCUCUCCUGGGGCUCACAACACCAUCCCUGAAGUUCUCUCUAUUACACACAGACGCACACACAUUUACACACACACCACACAUUCCGGCCAUCGGUUAUUCGUACGGCACCGGUUAUUCGCUGGCCAUCGUGACCACUGCCCCACCACAUCCCAUCGCCGUCGUCACACCCAGCACCAAAAAUUACACCAAGAAAUCCAUACAAUUGCAAUACACACACACGCACUACAGCCAACACCCAUCCCAUACGGCGACCGUAAACCGGCCACCAACUCACCGCCGACGCGAGCUCUGCCGAUACAGUCAUUUUCGAUGCCAGCUCCACCGAAGCCUCGCUGUUGCUGUCGCUUCAUCACCAGGGCUAUGAUAGAUGUCGUCGGGAUGGACACCGUCUGGGGUCGCGGAAUCCGGCUUCUAUCCGCCGACGCUGUCAAUUUGGACUUCGGAGUCUCGAGGCGUCCACUGAGGAGCCGCCGUAGAACGAGCUCUGCAGAUAAACUGUUUGCGAAGUCCGGCUUCGACUCUGUCACUAAUCUCGCAACAGUCUCUGGCGGCGAAAGGCUCCAUCAUAUUCCACCGUGGUGGCCGCCGAUAACUCUGAUGUCAGACGCAGUGAGUUUGUGCGGAGAAGACGGGCGGUUUGGUGUGGUGGAGGGUUAAUUGAUUUUGGGGCUUUUCACAUGAAAAUUAGACAAUCCUCAGGCCCAUUUUGCAAUUUUUGAAUAUUUAAUACAUGUAUAAUUCUUANGGAAAGUGUGAACAAUGUUGUGCAUAGAUAUGUGGUUUAAAGGUAAAAGCAACUAAUCCAAAAUGAAAUUUAAAAUUUCAAAUUG
Molecule: messenger RNA, 3733 nt
Organism: Striga asiatica
Lineage: Eukaryota; Viridiplantae; Streptophyta; Magnoliopsida; Lamiales; Orobanchaceae
Source: the annotation of a GenBank genome assembly